AUGAAUGGAAUCAGGACGUUUGGCAGCAACUUGUGGAUACUCUGUGAUGCCGGGGUGCAGUACAUUCUGGAUGCCGUGGUGGCGGCCCUUGCUGCCAACAAGGACCGCAAAUUCACCUAUGCCGAGAUGUCUUUCUUCCAGCGCUGGUGGGAUCAGCAGGAGGAGGACAUGCGGGACCUGGUCCACCACCUGGUGGCCUCGGGCCAGCUGUCCUUUGCCAACGGCGGCUACGUACAGCACGACGAGGCGGCCAGCCACUAUGUGGCCAUGAUCGACCAGACCACAAGGGGCCACAGCUUCCUUCAGGACACCUUUGGUGUGAAGCCUCGCAUCGCCUGGCAAUUAGAUCCCUUUGGCCACUCUGCCACCCAGGCAUCCCUCAUGUCGGCGGAGGCUGGAUUUGAUGCCCUCUUCAUUGCCCGAGCUGACCACCAGGACAUGGAUGUGCGCCGCACAAAGAAGGAGCUCGAGUUCAUCUGGGCACCCAACGGGACUGUGGGUGGGGAUGAGGACGGCAUCUUCACUGUCAACUUUGCCAGCGGUCAGUAUGGACCUCCAGAAGGCUUUGGAUUCGAGUGGGGAUGCCCCCCUAUUGCUGACGAUCCGCAGCUCAAGGAAUACAAUGUGCAGGACAGGGUGGAUGCCUUUGUCUGGUAUGCACAGGGACUGGCCAACGUGACAGUGGGCAAUGAUGUCAUCGUCACCAUGGGCUCCGACUUCAAUUACGGCCGAGCCAAUCAGUGGUUUAAGAACAUGGACAAGCUCAUCCACUAUGUGAAUGCGGAUGGUAGGGUGAAUGUGCUCUACUCCACCCCCGAGGCAUAUGUCGACGCCAAGCAUGGGUACAACCACACCUGGUCUGUCAAGCGUGACGAUUUCUUCCCCUACUCGGACUCUUCGCAUGCAUACUGGACAGGCUACUUCUCCAGCCGCCCCACGAGCAAGCGCUACAUCCGCCAGGCCACCUCCUUCCUGCAAGCUGCUCGGCAGCUGGAGCUGACUGUCGGCGGCAAGUCCAGCGGCGGCCCGACCACAGAUGGCCUGGAGGCCGCCGUGUCCCUCACCCAGCACCACGACUCCAUCACCGGCACCGAGAAGCAGCAUGUUGCCAACGACUAUCAUGAGCGACUGAGUGCAGGUCUGGUGGAGGCGCAGACUGUAGUCGUGGGCGCUGUGUCCCAGCUGCUCGGCGGCGAACCCCUGCUAUCAAACGCUGCCAGCGCCCACGGCUCGACGCUGCGCUUCUGCAACUACGCCAACGCCACGAUCUGCGAGCCCAGCGUGCGCCUGAGCAGGGAGGGGAGGAGCAUCCGCGUCGUCGUGUACAACCCCGUGGCCUGGACAGUGAGAGCUCCCCUGAGGGUGGCUGUGUCGACACACACCUCCUGCGAGUGGAUCGUGCAAGGCCCCAACAACGAGACCCUGCCCUCCCAGACGGUGUCCGUGGAUGCGACCACUCGCAGGCUGCAGCACCUGCUCCACGAGACGAAUGCGAGCUCUGAGGCGGCAGGGGACGCGGAGGUGGCCUGGGUCGCAGACCUGCAGCCCCUCGGCCUGGCAACCUUCACCAUGCUGCCGGCAAGUGUUGGGCGUGCUGAAAGGGACGUGGUCUCGGGUGCAGGGCCUAGGAGGCGGCGCGACGAGGUCCUCGACAACGGCAUCCUGCGCCUCGUGUUUGAUGCAGAGGCAGGCGAGUGUAGGGAUGGGAGGGGUCUUGGAGGCCAGUGCGAGGCGCUAAGAAGCAGCCUGAAGGGCAUCGGCAUCGAUGGCGCGGAGCCCAUCCAGCUGACCACCUCCCUGGCCUGGUACAACUCCAGUGAUGGGUUGGAUGUCCCGGAGGGUAAGGACAGGGGCCAGGCCGGGGGCGCCUACAUCUUCAGGCCCGGCAGCAAGACCUUCCUCCCGCGCCACCGGCGUGAUGUAGAGCUGAGGAUCGUGAAGGGGGAGGUGGUCCAGGAGGCCCAUCAGCGGUUUGGCGACUGGGCGACCCUGGUCACAAGGUUGUACCAAGGCCAGGCGCACUUUGAGGUCGAAUGGACCGUGGGUCCCAUCCCCGUGUCUGACGGUCUGGGCAAGGAGGUGGUGCUGGAGUACCGGUCGUCCACCAUCCGCUCCGGCCGCACCUUCCACACCGACUCCAACGGCCGCCACAUGAUGCACCGCGAGCGCGAUCACCGCCCCGGCUGGCGGUUGAACGUGACGGAGCCGGUGGCGGGGAACUACUACCCAGUCACCGCAGCGGCGACCAUCCAGGACCGGGAGCACUCGCUCGCCGUCCUCGUGGACCGCGCGCAGGGCGCUGCAUCCCUGGCAUCCGGCCGGCUGGAGUUCAUGCUGCACCGUCGCCUGCUGGCGGACGACGGCCGCGGCGUGGCAGAGGCCCUGAACGAGACGGCGUGCGGCGACGCGAACCGCGAGGCGCCCCACGCCUGCGGCGGGCUGGUGGCACGCGGCGUGCAUCGGGUGCUGGUCCAGCGAGAGGGAAGCGGGGAGGGGCCCGCCCAUGCCGCCGCGGUGCGCCGCACCGCCCAGGCCCUGGUCAACGACCCGCCCUUGGUCAUGGCCGGACCCGUGCAGCUCUUAGAGCCGCCGCCGGCAGCGCCGCCUGCACCCACACCACUCGCGCUGUCCCUGUCGGGUGGCGCCACCCUGCCCCCUGACGUCCAGCUGGUGACUUUUGCUGAGCUGGCAGGGCGUGGCAUCGUCAGGGUGGCGCACCUCCACGAGGCGGGGGAGGGCGGGGACGCCUCGACCCCAGCGACCUUUGACCUUGCGCCUUUGCUGAGGAGCAUCAAGUUCUCCGAGGCGAGGGUCUGGUGA
Molecule: messenger RNA, 2820 nt
Organism: Auxenochlorella protothecoides
Lineage: Eukaryota; Viridiplantae; Chlorophyta; Trebouxiophyceae; Chlorellales; Chlorellaceae
Product: Lysosomal alpha-mannosidase
Exons: 16
Coding region: 1-2820 (939 amino acids)
Biological process (GO): mannose metabolic process
Molecular function (GO): alpha-mannosidase activity; carbohydrate binding
Source: RefSeq, a predicted model, not a curated record